CUGAGCUCGUAAAUGCUUGUGUACAGUGCUUGUUGACUGUUGGAUGAGUUAUAAUGAAUUACGCCUUUGGAGGUUACAUGCACUUAUGUGCAGGAAUGAUCAGUCUCAUUACCUUUCCAUUGGUGUAUGGAAGUCCGUCGAGGUUCAGUCUAUUCCAGGGCAACCCCUAUUCCAGCUCGAGUUCACGGCAAGGGAACAAAAACUGGUGUGCAUUUGUAGUCCAUAAGAACGUGACGUGUGCUGUGUUGGCGGCAAGUGAACCCGUCUUGGAGCCGCAGCUCUCGCCCUGUCCGCCGCAUCAGCCAGACUGCACACAGCGGGUGAUGUAUCAUACUCACAUGAGGCCCAUGUACAAAGUAGGCUACAAACAAGUGACAGAGCUGGAAUGGAGGUGUUGUCCAGGCUACCAAGGUCAUGACUGUACACAGCUGAAAGACGCCCCACCCAAACCUCAAGUUCUAGAAGAACCACACCAAAAUCGCCCAACCAUCCAAAGACCUCAACAGAGCGUGCUGAGACCGGAUGUCUUCUCUGGGGCACAUCCAUGGUUGCAUCCUGGGCAAAGCGGACAAAGUGGACAUCCCUUGACGCAGACGGGUGAGUUUAUUAGUGAAGGGGGAGUUCCUGGAGAUCGACAACAAGAGAGUCAUCGAGUUCAGGCGUUGGAAGGAGAAGUAGAGCGUCUUUCACAGACGGUCCUGGACCUGCAAGCUGCCAUGACGUCAGCCAAUGCAAACUUGCGUUUGGAUAUACAGGAAGACGCUAGCAAGAUCAUUCUAAAUAUGUUGGGGAACCUGCGCCAGCCACAGGAUGUUAAGACAGGUGGAACUGAGAGCAUCCUGUUCCCAUCUGACUCACCAGUGACUGAUGAGCUCCAAAACCAGGUCACCCAGCUCUCCAACACAAUCAGUACCAAUACCAACAGCAUCCAAGAUCUGCACAUUAUGAUCCAGAACAUGGAUGGACAGCUGCAUCGGCUAACAGAGGCAACCAGUCCUGGCCAACUUCAACCUUUGUCCACACCUUCAACCAAUGAGUGUUCAUGCCAGACAUAUGUAGAUGCAAGACUCUCUGCUCUCCGUCAGGAACUUCUUGAAGGUAUGGACAUCAAAAUUGCUGACCUAAAGAAUGCGUGUGAUUACAAGGUACUGUCAGUUCAGGAGCAGUGUGAGGAGCACGAGACCUCCUACUUGAGCUUGAUGGAACUCUUUGACUCUAAAGAGGCUGAACUCCGCAAGGAGAUCCAAGACUUGCGUCUCCUCGUUCCAAGUGAAACGUCCUCCAGGUUGGACAAUACUGAGGUCCAGAAGCUUAGAGACACCCAGCAUCUCCUGACUGAUGCCAUUAGGCAGCAGAAUUACACCCUUGCAGAGAUUAAAGCACAAGGAUAUGUUUUGGAAACAAGGGUUAGUCUUGCUGAAAAGAGUGCAGAGGUACGUUGCCUCUAUCUUGAGGAGAAGUUGAGAAAGGAGAGACUUAUGGAAGUGGAGGAGCAAAACAUAGCUUUUGAUGAAAAGAUCAAUGCUGUUCAACAUCCCAACAGCAGUUCACAGCUACUGACAGUACUGUUAGAUCAUGGACAGCACCUAGAAGUCUUGGAGAAACGCACAAAGAACUUGCAGGAUGAGAUGGGAUCUCUUGAACAGCAUAUCGAGAGUGUGGAGAACUUUGUCCCAGGCCUCAAUCAGUCCGUAACUCAGAGAUACAAUGGAAGUCUGCUUCAACGAUUGGAAAAGCUGGAGAUGGUUUGUGGGCGAAACCAAGAGCAAGUGAUCACCAUGAAUGUCUUGCUGAAUGGGCUUGAUGGACGCGUGGUUGGCAUUGAGGGUGUUUGUGGCCGGUUUGAACCAAUGUCCGACAGUCUCAAACGUAUAAAAGAUGGGCUCAACAAACAUGUUAAUGGCUUGUGGACCUAUGUCCGACAACUGAACGGCACAGUAAACGCACAUACAAAGGACAUCAACAUGUUUAAAGUAAACUCUUCACACUCUUCAAAAGAGAGGCCGGAUGGGAUUGCAAGCACACCUCAAUAUACAGGUGUUCAUGAAGGUACUAAGGCUGUAAGUGUUCCCACAGAGGGACAUUUGCCUGUCCCAGUGCUGCCCGUCUUGAUGUCAGGAGAGGCGGGACCUCCAGGAACCAAACUGUCAUCACAGACCCCUCAAGGGAGCCGGACAACUGUCACAGGCCAGACAGGAGGACCAGCACAGAUUCCAUUAAAGACGGUUCAAAUGGCCGCAGGAGAAGGACGAUUAAUGGCACACGUGUCCUUUUCGGCCGGUCUGACACUGGUGCCGUUUCCUGGACAAAUUGGUAUCAUCCGAUUCAACCAUGUUCUGUUAAAUGAUGGAGGACAUUAUGAUCCACACACGGGUGUGUUCACUGCACCCAUGGAUGGCCGGUACAUGCUCAGUGCUGUGCUAACUGCUCAGACAGGAGAGCGACUCGAGGCUUUUCUCUCAGUGGCCAAUCAAAACAUUCAGAAGCUUUACACUGCUGGAGUAGGGGGUGGACUCACUGAGGGGUGUGUCUGUGGAGGCUCUGCCUCUCUAAGUCUUGCACUUAAUUUGAAGCGUGGUCAGAGGGCGGGACUUGUGAUGACGGCAGGGAAACUGGCAAUUUCAUCAUCCAGUGAAAUUCUGUCUUCAUUCAGCGGAGUGCUGCUUUACCCAACCGUAGCCAAGUGAUUAGGUCACUAAUCACAUAAAAAGUGACAUUGAUCAUGUUUACUCCUUUGUUCAGACGGUCAGAGUUUCUGGUUUCCAUUGAAGCACACAAGAUGCUCUUUUUAAUAUUCUCAAAUCAUGCUGAAUAACACGACCAUCUGUUUUUGUUGAUGCCAGCUGUCCAAGACGUUGCGAUUUUCAAGAAAUAAGAUGCUCAAAUGGUUAUAAAGAACAUUUUUAAAUAUGUAACACAAGAAUAAAAAGCAGAGGAAUAGAUUGUGGAUCCAUUUAAAAACAAAGACUGACUUCAGCAUUGUAAAAAAUUAUAUAAAUUAAGAGCUAAAAAUUAUUUUGUUUGUCUGGCAUGAUACUGUACUUGUAUAUAUUGAUUUAAAGGUGCUGUAAGUGAUUUUAGCCAUUCUAACUAUCACAAGAAUGAUUAGCCACACCCCCUCUUUCCAAAACACCACACCGAUACCAUUGAGACCGACACAGGGCAUGUUGAGAAGGGCUGCGGGCAUUGCUCCAAAAAGGGGCGGGAACUCCAAAUCACAAUUAAAGACAUAGGGAGACCCUAAACUUAAGGUGUUGGUGCAACCCUCUUUUGCAGUAACCACUCCCCAUUUUGCAGUAACUCCACCCUCUUUUGGAGAUCCCAUCCCCAUUUGGAGGUCUCCGGCCUGCAGCUAUACCUACCUUUGUUCCCACGGUUAUCAAAUUGUGAAUCAGAAUAUGGCAUUAAAGGGUUAGAUCACCCAAAAAUGAAAAUCUCAUGAUUGAUUCAACUUCCCAGAUGUGUAUGACUUUCCUUCUUCAGCAGGACUGAAGUGAAGAUUUUUAUAACACAUUUCACCUCUGUUUGCAGCUCAUUGUUUUCAUAUGCAAAUUAGCUUUUGAUUCGCCAUAAAUGUUGGGUAAGGGUAAGGGUGUCCGUAAAAUGCAGGCAAACAGGUGCCCAUCAGGCUUCUGGCUGUUUGAUGGUCCAAAAGUCAUAUUUAGGCAGCAUAAAAGUAAUCCACAUGACUCCAGUCAAUCAAUGAAUGUCUUCUGAAGCAAUGAUGUCACUGUCCAAUAAGAUAUCUAAGGACACUUAUUUCAGUCCUUUCCAUGAAACUAAAUCGCUUACAGCACCUCUAAUGAUCAUUUUAAAGCAGACUUCACCAAUUAGUUGACCACAGUCCAGAUCCGAACACGAGAUUGAUUCCACAUGGACAGGCUUGGGGAGUAACGGAUUACUUGUAACAGCGUUAGGUAAUCAGGGUACAAAAAUUAGGUAACUGUAAUUCGUUACACUUACAUAAAAACCCAUUGUAAUCAGAUUACAAUUUUUUAAAAAAAUUUGGGAUUACAAUCACAAGUUUUAAUUUCUGACAAAAGAAAUAGUGCAUUUUCCUGACAUACUCUAAUUAUCCAAAGAUCUGAGAAUUUGAAGGUAAUAAGUGCCUCACAGAAAUCGCAUUAGCCAAGUUAGCUAAAAUGAGUUAGCCUUAGUGCUCAAAGAAAUCCAUGGCCUUCAUCAUUUGGCGGGAGCAGGAAAAGCUGCUAUUAUUGACACAAUUUGCACAUCAUUGCUGGUACGACAUAGAAAUCCCCUGGUUUGCAUUGUUGCAUAUGCAAAUUGCACCAUAUUAGUCAGGACGUCCUGUGUGUUGUUCCGCAUUGAAGCUGAAAAAAAUGACCCUGCGUUCAGGUGAACAGUACUUAAACCAUUCAUGAAGUUUCAAAUACAACUACAAUACAAAAAUCAACUGGAAAAAAAUGGGAAACUUGCCAUGACUUUCCUCUUUCACCUCUCAUGAUUUUGCAUCCCUGAUCAUUAUUAACACAUCCAGACUGUACACAUAAAUCCCAAUUAAUUGAGAACAGUUCAAGCACCCCCAGUCUGGGCGAGGGGGACAUUCUGGCAAAUGCUCAACGCUUAGGAAUUAGGAAUAAGUAAUUGAAAAUACACUAUAAAUUGUAUGUGUUUUGAUCUAUUCUUUAAAACUCUAUUUUAUUUUUAGGAAUCAAAACUUUUUUCCCCUUUAAAAUCCUCCUUAAACCGAAACAGAAACAUCGAAAUUAGCCAUAAACCGUUCUGUUUGCAUUGAAGCCAUAAUUUAAAGUUGUAAUAUUGAUUUGAUCUUGACUUCAUUUGCAUAUGUGCCAAUAUGUGUAAUCCAGAAGUAAAGGAAAGUAAUCAGAUUACAUUCAUUUCACUGUGAUUGGAUUACAUUACUGAUUAGCUUUACUGUUAAGUAACCUGUAAUCUGUAACAGAUUACAUAAAAAGUAACCCUCCCAACCCCGCAUGUGGUUCAUGAACCAUUAAGUGCUAAUUAAGAGAAUUAUAAACAGAUUUGUUUUCUUGCCACAUGCAACCGUUACAUCUCUUUUUUUUAAUCCUUGUUUAUAAUCAAAUUAAUUUAUGUGACAUUUGUGGUCCAAAUGUAACCUAUGCUUUUUUAAAGGUCAGUGCUUAAUGGGUAUUAUAGUACAGUGACUUACAAAUCUAGAGGAUAUUAGAAUAUGCAUUCAGAGCAAACGCUUCCAGACAUACAAAAAUGAUUAAAUAUUGCUUUACUUUUAUCAAAUAUUCAGUGCUGUAAAUUUGGAACACCACAGCCAUAAAAACGGUCCUAAAGUGACUGUAUGACUGGAUCAGAGUUGACAAACUAUAAAUCUCACUGACUAAGAAAUAACGUCAAGCUUUUUCUUAAAAACAGGGUCGUAAAUAUGAAGGUUAGAGCUGCUUUAGUGCAAUUUAACACUCUUAUGGCUUAAAAACACUUUUCAGAUCGAUAUUUUGACUUUUGAACAUAUUGGACAAUUUCACAUUCAUGAAAGAUGUUUUAUUUUGUGUGGACAUACUGUAUAUUUUGUCAGUGGCACAAUCAUUUGUACACGAGACUACUGUACACUGAAGGCGUUACUGUUCUUCUUUGAAUCCAACAAUCGACAGACCAUCUGUAACAUUGCAUAAACAACCCAAACCUGUGUAUAAUAAAGGAAAAUGGGACACAAAACUACUGAUUUAUAUUUGUAUAAUUUCA
Molecule: messenger RNA, 5697 nt
Organism: Xyrauchen texanus (razorback sucker)
Lineage: Eukaryota; Metazoa; Chordata; Actinopteri; Cypriniformes; Catostomidae
Product: EMILIN-2-like
Exons: 8
Coding region: 54-2687 (877 amino acids)
Molecular function (GO): protein binding
Source: RefSeq, a predicted model, not a curated record